Microcebus murinus (gray mouse lemur) is the source of this 4886-nucleotide messenger RNA. RefSeq names its product MIA SH3 domain ER export factor 2 (gene MIA2). Lineage: Eukaryota; Metazoa; Chordata; Mammalia; Primates; Cheirogaleidae. Gene Ontology annotation, cellular component: endoplasmic reticulum exit site; endoplasmic reticulum membrane. Gene Ontology annotation, molecular function: protein binding. Gene Ontology annotation, biological process: vesicle cargo loading; endoplasmic reticulum to Golgi vesicle-mediated transport; protein secretion. The record is from RefSeq and is a predicted model, not a curated record.
CUGAGAACAGAGAGUGUUUGUCCUUCAAAUUAAGCCUGUAUGCCAAUGGAAAAAUGUAGUUAUCAAGGGAUUUAAAAACCCUCAAAACUUUUUCUCUUAUAUUUAGUGAAGAGAGUAGAAUAUCUCCUGUUUUGGCUGGCAUAUCUACAACCUGGACAAUUGGUUUAACCUUCAUUUGGGAUUCCUAGUCACUUGUUUUAGCAUGGCGGAGCUUGGAGUCCACAGAAUCCUUCUUUUGGUUAUUUCCCUGACAAAGUGUCUGGAGGGUACAAAACUGCUGGCAGACCUUAAAAAAUGUGGUGACUUGGAAUGUGAAUCUUUAAUGAGCAGAGUCUCAGCCACGAGAGAUUACAGAGGACCUGACUGCCGAUACCUGAACUUCACUAAAGGAGAAGAGAUAUCUGUUUAUGUUAAACUUGCAGGAGGAAGGGAAGAUUUGUGGGCAGGAAGUAAAGGGAAGGACUUUGGAUAUUUUCCCAGAGAUGCAGUCCAGAUUGAAGAGGUGUUCAUAUCUGAGGAAGUUCAAAUAUCAACUAAAGAAUCUGACUUUCUUUGUCUUCUUGGAGCAAGCUACACAUUUGAAAAUGAAGAUAGUGAGUUAAACAGUGAUAAUGGUGAAAAUAUAUACACAUAUGAAGAAGAUAAAGACCAAAAGUUUAGUAAAUAUGAAAAUGAUUUCCAGAUAGAAUCUGAAUUUUAUGCAACUUCUGAAAGUACUUUGUUUGAAGACCAAUUCCCAGCAUCAGAGGCUCCUGAAGAUAUCAGAAGUACCAGUGAAUCAGAAGACUGGGAAGAAGUAGAAGCUGAAAGAGUGGAACAAGAUCAUAUUCCAGAAGAGGAUCAUGUCCCACCAUUCUCACCUGUGCCUGAAGUAACAGAAUGGUUUGGAUUGGGAAGUGAUCAAGCUGAAAAGAAGGCUUUUGAAUCAGUCAUUGAACCUGUACAAGAAAGCUCAUUUCACAGCAGAAAAAUAGCAGUGGAAGAUGAGAAUGACUUACAGGAAUUAAAUAAUGGUGUGCACCAAACAGAACAAAAGAAAGAACCUGGAUCAGAACUUGAUUCUGUGCCAAAGAAGCAGUCUGAACUAGCCUCCGAGUCAGAGCACGUUCUUAAACCUCAAGCCACUGGUUGGUUUGGUGGUGGAUUUACAAGUUAUUUAGGGUUUGGAGAUGAGGAUACAGAGCUUGAAUUAUUGUCCAAAGAAAGCAAUCCACCACUACAAGAUGCCCCCAAUUCCAUAUCAUCUGAUGAAGAAGCCAUAGUUCCAUGUACAGAAAUAUUAACAGAAAAAGAAGAUAUGAUCACAAAUGACAGCUCAAUUCUCAAGCCAAGUUGGUUUGAUUUUGGUUUUGGUAUACUGGGCUUUGCCUAUGCCAAUGAAGAUAAAAUUAUAUUGGAUGAUGGAAAAAAUGAAGAAGAUGGUGGAGAAGAUAAACAUGAGUAUCCCACAGCAAGUGAAUUUGACCCUUAUAAGGAACAAGAAAUGCCAACGAUAAAAAUUAUGGAAACAGAAGAUCAAAUAGAUAAGAAAAGAGUCUUAGAGAAAACAGAUGAUUCUGAUACCUUGCCGUAUUUGAAAAAGUUCUUGUAUAACCCUUGGAGCUUACAAAACAUUCCAAAGGAAACAGAAUUGUCAUUUCCCAAACAGACAUUGGAUCAAAAUAAUGUAGUUGAAAAUGAUGAAACAGAAGAGUUUUCAACUGAAAAUUAUCCCAUAGAUAAUAUGAAAGUUAGGAUGUUGGAAAGCAGAUACAGUGAGUCAGAUAUGGUCUCUAAAAUAGAGUCACCUGUGAGAAUUCAUGAAGAAGUACAUUUCAAAACCCCAUCUUCUAAAAAUAAUUAUGAAAAAUCAAAACCAUCAGUGGAUGCUGAAGGUCCCACUCAGGUGGAAAUAGAUAGAUCUUUGGAAAAUACCCUGCUAAAUAGUCAGAUGGUUUCACCUGAUAACCUACUGUCUACUGGAAAUUACAUUCCUCAAAAAGAAGAUGCUUCCGAAUUUCAGAUUAUGAAAUAUUUAUUUCAAAUUGAUGUUUAUGAUGUCAUGAAUUCUGCAUUUUCACCAAUUGUAGUUCUUACAGAAAGGGUUGUGGCAGCAUUGCCUGAAGAUAUGAAACCAGGUCCUAAUCCUUUUGGUUUUCCAUGGGAAUUGGUGAUAUGUGCAGCUGUUGUUGGUUUUUUUGCUGUUCUUUUUGUUGUGUGGAGAAGUUUUCAAUCGGUUAGAAGCCGGCUUUAUGUGGGAAGAGAGAAAAAGCUUGCUAUAAAGCUUUCUGGAUUAAUUGAAGAAAAAUGUAAACUACUUGAAAAAUUUAGCCUUGUUCAAAAAGAGUAUGAAGGCUUAGAGUCAUCUUUAAAGGAUGCCAGCUUUGAGAAUGAGUCAACAGAAGCACAAAGUUUGGAGUUUGUUGAAGGAUCACAAAUAUCAGAGGCAGCCUUUGAAAAGCUGAACAGGUCCAAAUCUAAACUUGAAGAUGAAAUACGCUGUCUAGAAAAAGAAUUAAAAGAAGAGAAAUCUAAAUCUGCUGAACAAGAUGAAUUGAUGGCAGAUAUUUUAAAAACAAUACAGUCCCUUGAAGAUGAAUCGAAAUCCCUCAAAUCACAAGUAGCUGAAGCCAAAACAACUUUUAAGAUAUUUCAAAUGAAUGAAGAACGGCUUAAGAUAGCAAUAAAAGAUGCUUUGAAUGAAAAUUCUCAACUUCAGGAAAGCCAGAAACAGCUUUUACAAGAAGCUGAAGUAUGGAAAGAACAAGUAAGUGAACUUAAUAAACAGAAAGUAACAUUUGAAGACUCCAAAGUACAUGCAGAACAAGUUCUAAAUGAUAAAGAAAAUCACAUCAAGUCUCUGACUGAACGCUUGCUAAAGAUGAAAGAUUGGGCUGCUGUGCUUGGAGAAGACAAAAUGGAUGAUGAUAACUUGGAAUUAGAAAUGAAGAGUGAAUCAGAAAAUGGUGCUCACUUAGAUAAUCAGCCAAAAGGAACUUUGAAGAAACUGAUUCAUGCUGCUAAGUUAAAUGCUUCUUUAAAAACCUUAGAAGGAGAAAGAAACCAAAUUUACACUCAAUUAUCUGAAGUAGAUAAAACAAAGGAAGAACUUACAGAGCAUAUUAAAAAUCUACAGACUGAACAAGCAUCUUUCCAGUCAGAAAAUGCACAGUUUGAAAGUGAGAACCAGAAGCUUCAACAGAAACUUAAAGUAAUGACUGAACUAUAUCAAGAAAAUGAAAUGAAACUCCACAGGAAAUUGACAGUAGAGGAAAAUCACCGGUUAGAGAAAGAAGAGAAACUUUCCAAAGUAGAUGAAAAGAUCAGCCAUGCAGCUGAAGAGCUGGAGACCUAUAGAAAGCGAGCCAAAGAUCUUGAAGAAGAAUUGGAGAGAACCAUUCAUUCUUAUCAAGGGCAGAUUAUUUCUCAUGAGAAAAAAGCACAUGAUAAUUGGUUGGCAGCUCGGACUGCUGAAAGAAACCUCAAUGAUUUAAGGAAAGAAAAUGCUCACAAUAGACAAAAAUUAACUGAAACAGAGUUUAAAUUUGAACUUUUAGAAAAAGAUCCUUAUGCACUUGAUGUUCCAAAUACAGCAUUUGGCAGAGAACAUUCCCCAUAUGGUCCCUCACCAUUGGGUCGGCCUUCAUCUGAAACGAGAGCUUUUCUCUCUCCUCCAACUUUGUUGGAGGGUCCACUCAGACUCUCACCUUUGCUUCCAGGGGGAGGAGGAAGAGGCUCGAGAGGCCCAGGGAAUCCUCUGGACCAUCAGAUUACCAACGAGAGAGGAGAAUCCAACAGUGAUAGGUUAACUGAUCCUCUUAGGGCACCUUCUGACACUGGGUCACUGUCACCUCCAUGGGAACAGGACCGUAGGAUGAUGAUUCCUCCAUCAGGCCAAAUGUAUCCUGAUCCAGCUCUUCCUCCACAAAGACAAGACAGAUUUUAUUCUAAUUCUGGUAGACUAUCUGGACCAGCAGAACUCAGAAGUUUUAACAUGCCUUCUUUGGAUAAAGUGGAUGGGCCAGUAUCUUCAGAAAUGGGAUCCAGUAGAAAUGAUACCAAAGAUGAUCUUGGUAAUUUAAAUGCGCCUGAUUCAUCUCUCCCUGCUGAAAGUGAAGCAACUGGCCCUGGCUUUGUUCCUCCACCUCUUCCUCCAAUGAGAGCACCAUUGUUUCCAGUGGAUACAAGAGGCUUGUUCAUGAGAAGAGGACCUCCUUUUCCUCCACCUCCUUCAGGAAACAUGUAUGGAACUCCUCGAGGUUAUUUUCCACCAAGGGAUUUCCCUGGUAUACCACCUCCUCCAUUUGCAAUGAGAAAUGUCUAUUCACCAAGGGGUCUUCCUCCUUACCUUCCCCCAAGAGCUGGAUUUUUCUCCCCACCCCUACAUUCUGAAAGUAGAAGUGAGCUCCCUUCUGGGUUGAUUCCGCCUUCAAAUGAGUCUGCUACUGAACAUCCAGAACCACAACAAGAAACCUGACAAUAUUUUUGCUGUCUUCAAAAGUAAUCUUGACUUAUCUCUCAUUUUCAGUUUAAGUAACUGCUGUUACUUAAGUGAUUAUACUUUUGCUCAAAUUGAAGCUUAAUGGAAUUAUAAUUCUCAGGAUAGUAUUUUGUAAAUAAAGAUGAUUUAAAUAUGAAUCUUAUGAGUAAAUUAUUUUCAUUUUAUUUUAUUCUAGAUAGUAUAAUUAAUUUGAUUAACUAAUUUACUAUUACAUAAAUAAUGGGAGUUUUAUAUAUGUAAUCUUGUAGGUGGGGAUAUUAUAAAUUCCAAAAGCUGUGUCUUUAUGCCAAGAACUGUAUUUACUAUGGUUGUAGACAAAUGUGAAAGUACCUUUAUGCUUAAUUGAAUAAAUUUUAGUUGAUUUAAAGACUUGUUUGGCAUUGAUAAUAAAAUCAGCUAGUUUUUC